CUGCAGGCCACGUACGGUACGAGCACGUAGCUGGUCGGAGCUAGAGCACAGGAGAUGGCCGGAGGAGGAGGAGGAGAGGAGGUGACGCUGAUGGGCCACUGGGGGAGCCCGUACGUGAUCCGGGUCCGGCUAGCCCUCUACCUCAACGGCGUUCCUUACACCUACGUCGAGGAGGACCUUCGCAGCAAGAGCGAGCUGCUCCUCCGCUCCAACCCCGUCCACCAGACCGUGCCCGUACUCCUACACAACGGCCGCCCCAUCUGCGAGUCCCAGGUCAUUCUCCAGUACAUCGACGAGGUCUUCGUCGCCGGCAGCGGCUCGACGUCAUCGGCUUUCUCCCUCCUCCCUGCCGACCCCCACGAGCGCGCCGUCGCCCGGUUCUGGGCGGCCUACGUGGACGACGAGAUCGGCGCGCCGUGGGACAAGGCGUUCAGGGCGGGGACGGAGGAGGAGAGGGCGGAGUGGAUGGGGAAGGUGGCGGCGGCGGUGCCGGGUCUGGAGCGGGGGCUGAGGGAGUGCACCGACGGGGGUCGCAAGGGCUGCUUCUUCGGCGGCGCCGGUGGAGUCGGCUACGUCGACGUCGUGCUCGGCGGCGUGGCGCCGUACGUGCACGCGAUGGAGAAGGUCUCAGGCCUGAGGCUGUUUGAUGCAGACAAGACGCCGCUGCUGGCGGCGUGGCUGGAGCGGUUCGGGGAGCUCGAGGUCGCCAGGGCCGUGCUGCCGGACGUGGACCGGGUGGUGGGCUACGUCAGGAUGAUACACGCCAAGAACGCCGCCAAAGCUGCAGAGUGAUUUACUGAUUAGCAGGUUGAGAUCGUGAACCGGCAUGGCGACGUGGCCAGCAGGAUGAUGUAUCGGUGCAGUGUACACGUGUGUGUAUAGUGUAUGUGUAUAUACUCCAGCGAGUCCCUGUCAAGUACUCCUAUCAACACAGGAUGCAACACGUUUUGGAACUUGUCUAGCUAGUCGUCGCUCACUUUUCUCCGCCCAUGAGCGUAUUUUUAAAUGAGAAGAAAAUUGAAGGAUA
Molecule: messenger RNA, 1027 nt
Organism: Lolium perenne
Lineage: Eukaryota; Viridiplantae; Streptophyta; Magnoliopsida; Poales; Poaceae
Product: probable glutathione S-transferase GSTU6
Biological process (GO): glutathione metabolic process
Cellular component (GO): cytoplasm
Molecular function (GO): glutathione transferase activity
Source: RefSeq, a predicted model, not a curated record